This is a messenger RNA of Anneissia japonica, 5478 nucleotides long. Its product is annotated as DNA-directed RNA polymerase I subunit RPA1-like. Gene Ontology annotation, biological process: DNA-templated transcription. The record is from RefSeq and is a predicted model, not a curated record. Gene Ontology annotation, cellular component: RNA polymerase I complex. The transcript has 32 exons. Gene Ontology annotation, molecular function: DNA-directed RNA polymerase activity; DNA binding. Lineage: Eukaryota; Metazoa; Echinodermata; Crinoidea; Comatulida; Comatulidae. Bases 103 to 4872 code for a protein of 1589 amino acids.
UCAAUAAUGACCUGACCUGUACCAACACUAAAAACACAUGUGGUGAUGGUGGUCUGCUAGGGGUCUAGUCCAAAAGAAAUUUAAAAAGUGAUAAUUAGCAACAUGUCAGGUUUCAUGCAUCAAAUCCCAUCAAAGAGGCCUACCAAUAUUCAGUUUCGUACCUACAGUACCAAUGAAAUACUUGGGUUGAGUGUUAAAGAAAUUGUGAACCCAAGGACAUUUGAUGACCUAGGUCAUGCAACUGCUGGUGGUCUUCAUGACCUUUCUCUAGGCCCUAGUAGUGAUAGAGAGUUAUGUGCAACAUGUUGCCUUGGUUACCUUCAUUGCCCAGGCCACAUGGGUCAUAUCAGUCUUCCACUACCAGUUUUUAAUCCACUGUUUUUUAAAACAAUUGUACAACUAUUGCGAGGAUCGUGCUUACAAUGCCAUCAUCUGCUAGCGAGUCGCUGGUCCCUGGUCCUGAUCACCUACCAGCUGGAUUGCCUUGAGAAAGGCUUCAUUCAUGCUGUUGAGGAAAUGCGCAACAUAGCCAACAACUUCGCAAUGGAUCACAGUGGCAAUGACCCUAGCACUGUACAACUUCUUGAGUCAAUGUUGAGGCAGCACAUGGAAGAACUGAAACAGAAAAAAGAAACAGAAAAUUGCUUUGAAUCAGUGAAUACAAAUCUGCGGAAUCUUGUAGCAAUACGGAAGAAUCUUCUGGACACAUUUAUUAAAGACCACAUUAGUUCACGCGGCCGAAAGUGCAAUCUCUGUGGCACAACAGUACGCCAGAUUCGACCAGAACACAAUGUGCGCAUCAUCACAAAGCAGCAGAGAUCUGAUAGUAGCAAGUUGGAACAAGUUUUCCUGUCCCCUUCUGAAGCCAGGGAUCAUCUCAGAAAAUUAUUGGCUUAUGAAGAAAAAGUUUUAAAAAGUUUAUUUGGUGUCCUGAAGAGUAAUAAUAAUGUAAAUGCAGACAAUGGUGAGAGUGCUGUGGACUUAUUUUUUCUUGAUGUCAUUCCAGUUGUACCAACAAAAUUCAGACCGAUAUCUUCUGCUGGGGAAAAGCGUUUUGAAAAUCCACAAACAGCUGGUCUGACUAAAGUAUUGAGGGAUAGUCAAACCCUAGCACAGCUGCUCUUCUUUAAUCAGAAUGAGCACAAUGAAGCCCUACUGAAGGACUUUGAUAAGAGCAUAUUGGCAUCUGUGCCUGGAAAGAGCAAUACAGAGAAACUACAGAAUGCUUGGAGUAUGCUGCAAACCAGAGUGAACUGUCUAGUUGAUAGCGAUAUGGAUAAACUAUCAACUGAUAAUUUACCAGGAGUUAAACAGAUCCUUGAGAAGAAAGAAGGACUAUUUCGCAAGCAUAUGAUGGGGAAGCGUGUCAACUAUGCCGCACGCUCUGUCAUCUCACCGGAUCCUUUCAUAAACUCUGAUGAAAUCGGCAUACCAGAUAUCAUUGCUAAGAAGUUAACAUAUCCGCAGCCUGUGACAGAAUGGAACGCUCAAGAGUUGCGUCGCGCCAUCAUGAAUGGACCCAACAAACAUCCAGGAGCAUUGUUGAUUGAAAAUGAAGAUGGUACUCAGAUGAAACUAAAAGCAGACAACAAGACUCAGCGAGAAGCCAUUGCAAAGCAGCUUCUUACACCACAAAAUCCGCGACAUGCAGUUACAGGACAGAAACGAGUUCAUAGACACAUCAAGAAUGGGGACGUGCUGCUGCUGAAUCGACAACCGACGUUGCAUAAGCCGAGUAUCAUGGCGCACAAGGUACGUAUAUUGCCACGGGAAAAGACAUUCCGACUUCAUUAUUCUGCAUGCAAGACUUACAAUGCUGAUUUUGAUGGCGACGAGAUGAAUGCGCAUUUUCCUCAAAAUGAGAUUGGACGUUCUGAGGCAUAUAACAUUGCUAUCACCAGUCAGCAGUACUUAGUUCCAAAGGAUGGCACGCCACUCGGUGGUCUCAUCCAAGAUCACAUGAUUGCAGGAGUAAAAAUGACUGUUAGAGGGCGCUUUUACACAAGAGACCAGUACCAGCAAUUGAUUUUCAAUGCCAUGACUGACAAGAGGGGUCAUGUGAAAUUGCUUCCACCAGCGAUCAUAAAACCAAAAGAACUUUGGUCUGGCAAACAAGUAUUCUCCACGCUCCUCCUCAAUGUCAUCCCUGAAGACAAGCCAUUGUUCAACUUUAUAGGGCGCUCUAAGAUUGCUAGUAAGACGUGGCAAAGGGAAGAUCCUCGUGUGCCGAGAGGAGGGGGAGGUACGCCACUGAAAGGGGAUAACAUGACAGAAUCUCAGGUUGUUUUCAGGCAGGGUGAGCUUCUGGUGGGUGUGUUAGACAAAGCAAACUAUGGUAGUACUCAAUACGGGCUCGUGCAUGCCUGCUACGAGUUGUAUGGUGGUCAGACGGCAGUUCUUAUUCUUAGCUGUCUUGGUCGCUUAUUUACUACAUUUCUACAGUACAUUGCUGGGUUCAGUCUAGGUGUUGAGGACAUUCUUGUAAAACCAAAGGCUGAUAAAAAAAGAAGGAAAUCGAUGAGAAAAGCUAAUAAAUCUGGUUUGGGAAUAAUGGCAAAAACUCUUCAAGUUGAUGACCCAAGUGAUGUUGAAGCCAUCAAUGACAAGUAUGAAACAGCCCACAGGUCAUCAGAUGGAUUACAAAUGGCAGAGAUUGAUAUGCAAAUGAAAACAAACACUGACACAUUCACAAAUGAAGUUUCCAAAAUCUGUUUGGGUCAAGGAUUAAUUAAGAGUUUCCCAGACAACAACUUACAACUGAUGGUGCAGUCUGGAGCAAAAGGUUCAAUGGUCAACUGUAUGCAGAUUUCUUGUAUGCUUGGGCAAAUUGAGCUAGAAGGAAGACGACCACCCCUCAUGCUAAGUGGAAGGUCACUGCCGUCAUUCCAACCCUAUGAAUCAUGUCCACGGUCUGGGGGAUAUGUAGAUGGUCGUUUUCUAACUGGCAUUCGGCCGCAGGAGUAUUUUUUCCAUUGCAUGGCUGGAAGAGAAGGUCUGGUGGAUACAGCCGUUAAAACCAGUCGUAGUGGAUAUCUACAGCGUUGCAUUAUAAAGCAUUUGGAGGGGCUGCUUGUGAAUUAUGACCUUACAGUAAGUCAUAAGUCAAUUUAUGUAAUCAUACUUGAUCAAUCGCUUACUUGCAAGAUAGGCAUCGUAGAAGAUAGGCAUUGUGACAAUGACGAGUUCAAUUUAAAUCAGGAAGCAAAUGACCAAUCAGAGACAAAUAGGAAGGAAGAUGGUGGAGAGAGCGAUGAAGAAGGAGAUGGUGAUGCAGCAGAUAGGAAGUACCAAGGACAGAGAGAUGAGGAGAAGGAAUAUGAUGAAGAGGAUGAAAAUGUUGACUCAGUGUUUUUUUUGCAGUCAAUUGGUGAACCUUCAACACAGAUGACAUUGAACACUUUCCAUUUUGCUGGUAGGGGUGAAAUGAAUGUUACUCUUGGUAUUCCAAGAUUAAGAGAGAUUUUGAUUGUAGCAAGUGCCAACAUCAAGACUCCCUCAAUGGAUGUUCCAUUCCACGGUCGGCGCUAUGCACACAAACGAGCAGCAAGACUACGCAAGAAGCUUAUGCGUGUUCACCUCUCUCAGGUCAUUGAAGAUGUUGAUAUUUAUGAAAGCUACAACAUUAGGAAUAAUUGGGACCAGAAUCGUAUUUACAAGGUUCGCUUUAAUUUUCUGCCCCAAAAGGAAUACGAGGAGGAUUGCUAUGCUACUCCUACAUCAGUGCUGCAUUUUUUUGAGAAGACAUUUGUGAAACAGCUGACAGAAACCCUUAAAAGGAAGUGUAAGGAGUUGAAAAGAACAAGAGAAGUUAACUUUAGAUCAGUGGGGUCAAAGUUUGCUAUGGAGGAUGCUGCUGUUGGAGAAGCAGGCAAUCAGAACAGCCAAUCAGAGGAGCCCACUGGAACAGGUGACAAUGACGAGUUCAAUUUAAAUCAGGAAGCAAAUGACCAAUCAGAGACAAAUAAGAAGGAAGAUGGUGGAGAGAGCGACGAAGAAGGAGAUGGUGAUGCAGCAGAUAGGAAGUACCAAGGACAGAGAGAUGAGGAGAAGGAAUAUGAUGAAGAGGAUGAAAAUGUUGACUCAGGUAACGAGGAUGCCUUUGUUGAUUCAGAGGUCAGCGAAAGGUCAGGUUCUGAUGAGACCGAUGAGUUUAUGAGUGAUACGGUGAUGAGGAAGAAAAUGCUGAAUUCCAACCGCAAAGUCACCACAGAAGAAAAGGAUGCAAGAAUUAAUGCUGUAUUGUGUACUUCGACACAGGUUUCCAACUAUAAGUUUGAUACUGUUGAUAGCUUAUGGUGUGAACUAGUACUACAGUUUGAGCUGCAAGACAGUAAAUUAGACCUUGGCACUAUCAUACUGACUGAAGCCCAGAAAGCAGUAGUGUACGAGACAGCUGGUAUAUCCCGAUGUUUUAUCCAAGACAGUGAUGGUGAAAAAAGACUGAAAACAGAAGGAGUUAAUUUUAGAGAGCUAUUCAAGUAUGAUAAGUUAUUGGAUCUGAAUAAACUCUACUCCAAUGAUAUCCAUGCCGUGGCCAGGACAUACGGUAUAGAAGCUGCAUGCAGAGUCAUUGUAAAGGAAAUGCGAGAUGUCUUUAAAGUGUAUGGUAUCACGGUUGACCCCCGCCAUCUUUCAUUGAUUGCUGAUUACAUGACAUUUGAGGGAGUCUACAAACCCUUUAAUAGGACUGGACUGGAGACUAAUGCAUCACCUCUACAAAAGAUGACAUUUGAGAGUACAAUGCAUUUCUUGAAAGAGGCUACAAUGCACGGAGUGUCUGAUCAGCUGAAGUCACCGUCUGCCAGACUUGUCGUUGGGAGAGUGGUAGCUGGCGGUACUGGCUGUUUUGACUUACUACAACAGUUGGUGUGAAAACAAUCAUUUUACAAAGAACAAAGCUUUCAGAAGUACAUUUUCUGUACUUAUUUAAAAUACAAAAAUCUUUAUAAAUCAAGAGGAAUAAAUUAUUCAUCAUAUUUUUUUAGGUGUGAUUAAAUUGGUGAGAUAUUUGCAAAUCGGUUGCAGAUGAAGGGUUUGAAUUCCAUCUGUAUAUUUUUUACAUUAUUUAUCUCUUCAAAAAGAAGUGCAAGAGUAAUGUAUUAUUAUUAUUGUCAUUAAUAUUAUAAAUAUAAUUAUAGAUGACUUUAUGAUUUAAUACUUCUAAGUUGAGGUAGAGUUUUGUAUCCCAUGAAAAAGGGCAAGAUGUCAAGAUAUAUCUGUUUAUGAAAUUAAUUAAAGAAAACACUUUAAACAUAAUUAUGAGGUGAAUUUCCUUUUUUUAAUUCAAUAGAAUGUACACUCCACACACCAGCAUGUGGGUAUGUAAUUAGUAUGUAGUACAGUAGCUGCCUACACAGUAUAAUAAAUGAUACAUUACAUAUGGUAGGUACUGUAAAUUCCAGCACCAGUGGGAAAGGGCCCAUUAAUCCCUGUGGAACAGGCCAAGGCCCCAUCUGCCACAAUUUGUCAAACCAAAAA